Messenger RNA from Morus notabilis, 1026 nucleotides. Its product is annotated as protein EARLY RESPONSIVE TO DEHYDRATION 15. The record is from RefSeq and is a predicted model, not a curated record. Lineage: Eukaryota; Viridiplantae; Streptophyta; Magnoliopsida; Rosales; Moraceae. The transcript is spliced from 4 exons. Bases 128 to 634 code for a protein of 168 amino acids.
GCUAUCGCUCUUUUCACGCGCACCUUUGAUUUCGUUGAUUGGUCUGAACCUCUUUUCCUGGAACAUUUCCGACGGAAAAUUCUCUUCCCUCAAGAUAAGGAACUAGAAAUCGAGUUGAUUGAAAAGGAUGGCACUAGUGUCUGGAGGAAGGUCAACACUAAACCCUAACGCUCCUCUCUUUAUUCCUGCUGCUUUUCGCCAAGUGGAAGAUUUCUCCCCUGAAUGGUGGCAACUGAUCACAACCUCGCCGUGGUACCAUGACUAUUGGCUGAGCCAACAUCAAGAUGAGGAUGCUUUCUACAGUAAUGCAGACGAUGACAUUGACAAUGUAGCUGAUUUGUUGCCAGAGACAUUUGAUCUCGAUGCUGGUGACGAGUUUUCUAAUAUAGAAGCUCAGUUUGAAGAGUUCAUUGAGUUCUCUGAAACAGAAGGAGAUAAGUCACAUCUGUUACCUUCCAAUGGAAUGCACGAAAACGGAGGCUUAGCAAUGGGGGCUGAGGCACUGAUACAGAACAUGAAGUAUUUGGAGGAAAGAAGCCCCAAGUUUCACGUGGAACCUGCAAAAUAUGCAGAGAAGGCAGCCAAAUUCACGAGCUCAAAGAACAGCCAACGCCGCAUUCAGCAGCCCCGUUGAAUGAAGCAUAAAGUUGCCGAUGACAUUAGUUUGCAGAUCCAACACUAGAGGCCCAGCAGAACCUCUGCUUGUUUCCUUCACACGUCUAAACAAAAAGAUCCUUGCGUCACCGACUCGCCGGAGCCUGGCUCCGUUUUGCCCGCGCAUUUCGCACUCAUUUAGUUUCAGUACAUGGCUUAUCCUAUGUUUUCGCUUUGUUGCCAUUGCUGAUCAAUCAAAGAUGAUACACACUCCUUAGUCCUUAUCCUAUGCAGAGCUUGGCUGCAGAAUACUGAAUUUGUGUUUUGAUUUAUUGUUUUCUUCCUGACGUUGGCACUGAUCUUCUGAGGCAUUUAACCGGUUAUGCUGUAUUCUCUUGGUCUAUCUCUACCUAUAAAGUACGGAUUUUAUCA